CAAAAGCAGGUCCGGGUGGCGAAAAAGUGUGCUCCAGCGCAGUCCUCAGACUACUGAUCUUAGGCGCAUUUCCUUCUACCCGCAAAUUCUCGGUUUACGACUUUGCGUCAAACGAAGAGCCGGCCAUUCUCAGUUCCUUCACUGCCACAUUACAUCUCUGAAGUGCAGAGAGGGCUGCAGCCUGACUUGGUCUGACUUGCUCAAUGCACUUGACUGCCAUCCCAUUUUCUCUUUAUUGAGAAAGCGCCAAUCCAGACACACCAACGAUACAAACACUUUUCUUUCAUCAAUCACGUCCCUUACAACAAAUGAACUUGGUUAUGUUUCAUAGCCAAUCGACGAACUGAAACACCAUGGUCAGAACAAGGAGGUCGGCAGCAGCCGAUGAGGAUGAGAUUGCUGUCGCAUCCCCUCAGCUUGAUACGCUGAGUUCGGCGAAGCGACUAGGUGCCCAACGCAACCCGUCGAGCGUGACAUCCGAUUCAUCAACGAUGUCCACCUCGGCCACACCAUCCUUGGGAAGCGGGUAUUCGACGCCUCUUACCAGCAACUCUGCGACGCCGACCCCGUUCGCGGCCAUGCAGCCGUCUUCGGAAAAGCGGCUCACUAGAAUCGAGGUACACCUACCUGCCGCGAAAGCACCUGCAAACCGGACUCUUCGCCAAAGCAUCUAUUCAAUGAACAGCAAGCGCAAGCGGGAUUUUGUCAGUGACAGCGAAGAGGACGAUUUCUCAGACACGUCCCCUGACGCGGUGCUUGCCAGGAGGUUGCAAGCAGAAGAAGAUGCAGCGGCGGUGAGCUCUUCCGCGCCCGUCCCCGCACUUCGCCGCAGCCUGCGAGCGUUGGCGGAGCCGGGUACUUCAGGCGCUACGUGGCCGUCACAGGCAAAGAAUGGCGGAGAUGGUUCAGUCCCCACGGCCUCACCACGUGCAAAGGGCCCAGGCCGUCUGACAGCCGCACGAGCCGCAAGGUCCGGCAGAGCUCUCAACAAGAGGCGUGUCAUCACCAUUUCGGAUUCGGAAGCCGACGAUGGCUCCUCGGCGGAAUCCUCUGAGGAGGAAGACAGUGACGCCUCGGUUCAAAACCCGAAAAUAUCUCGAGUUGCCCUUGCCCGCACAUCGACCCAACCGAAGGUGUUGCCUGACCCACCUCAACGGUCGAACGUCAAGAAGGGGAAGGCACCGCCAGCACUGCAAUCAGAGGAAGAAGAUGAUGACGGUUUCUUGGAAGACAACGAUAGCGACGCCUCUUUCCCCAUUUCCGCUCUCUUGUCUGAUGCUAGUGCCUUCUCAGAUUUGGAGGAAGGGGCCGGAGAUAGUGAUGUCGGCGAUGGCGGUCAAGGAGUUUCUGAAGACAACGAGGACGAUGUGGCGGUUGAACUCUCGGCUAUCCAGCUGGCGCAGAGACGUCGCCGCGCCUAUCGCACCCCUCUCAACCGACGCCGCUUUAAGAGGGACCGACAACGUCUCGAAGAAUAUCACCCAGAGCUUACCACUAUGUGGAAGGAACUGGAGGACAUGCCGAUCCUCAAAGCGGGUAGGGCAGAACAGCCCAAGUCCAUUUCCCGCCAGCUCAAGCCCUUCCAGCUCGAAGGCCUGGCUUGGAUGAUGGCGAUGGAGAAGACGAAGUGGAAAGGUGGCCUGCUCGGAGACGAGAUGGGCCUCGGCAAGACAAUCCAGGCUGUUUCUUUGAUCAUGUCCGACUUUCCGGCCAAGAAGCCCUCGCUGGUCCUGGUGCCCCCGGUCGCCCUGAUGCAGUGGAUGACGGAAAUUGAAGCUUACACGGACGGAACUCUCAAGACACUCGUCCUUCACGGGACUAAUUCCAAGUCCAAGAAUCUCACGAUCAAGGAGUUGAAGAAAUACGACGUUGUUAUCAUGUCGUACAACAGCCUGGAGUCGAUGUAUCGCAAGCAGGAGAAGGGGUUCAAGCGCAAGGAUGGCAUCUUCAAGGAGAAGUCUAUCAUCCACCAGACGGAGUUUCAUCGCGUCAUCCUCGACGAGGCUCACUGCAUCAAGACGCGCACGACAAUGACGGCCAAGGCUUGCUUUGCACUCAAGGUCACAUACCGGUGGUGCCUAUCGGGAACGCCGCUGCAAAACCGCAUCGGCGAGUUCUUCUCGCUGAUCCGUUUCCUCAACGUCCGCCCCUUUGCUUGCUAUCUCUGCAAGCAAUGCCCGUGCUCCACGCUCGAGUGGCAGAUGGACGAGGACAACCACUGCACGGGCUGCGGGCAUGGUGGCAUGCAGCACGUAUCUGUCUUCAAUCAGGAACUCCUCAAUCCCAUCCAGAAGUUUGGCAACCGGGGCAGUGGUGCCGAAGCCUUUAAAAAACUGCGAAUCUUGACGGACCGUAUCAUGCUGCGCCGACUGAAGAAGGAUCAUACCGACUCAAUGGAGCUUCCCGUCAAAGAGAUCAAUGUUGAGCGCCAGUUCUUUGGCGAAGAGGAGAACGACUUCGCCAACAGCAUCAUGACCAACGGUCAGCGCAAAUUCGACACCUAUGUCGCCAGCGGUGUCCUGCUCAAUAAUUACGCCAACAUUUUCGGUCUCAUUAUGCAGAUGCGGCAGGUGGCGGACCAUCCGGAUUUGAUCCUCAAAAAGAACAGCGAAGGCGGACAGAAUAUUCUCGUGUGCAGCAUCUGCGACGAGGCUGCCGAAGAUGCCAUCCGGUCGCGGUGCAAGCAUGACUUCUGCCGCACCUGUGUCAAGAGCUACUUGAACUCGACGUCCGACCCCAACUGCCCGCGGUGCCACAUUCCGCUGUCGAUCGACCUUGAGCAGCCCGAGAUUGAGCAGGACGAGGCCCUGGUCAAGAAGUCGUCCAUCAUCAACCGCAUCAAAAUGGAGAAUUGGACAUCGUCAUCCAAGAUUGAGCUGUUGGUGCACGAGUUACACAAGCUCCGCUCUGACAAUGCGUCGCACAAGUCCAUCAUCUUCUCCCAGUUCACCACCAUGCUGCAGCUCAUCGAGUGGCGUCUUCGCCGCGCCGGCAUCACAACCGUCAUGCUGGAUGGCAGCAUGACUCCUGCACAGCGCCAAGCCUCGAUCAACCAUUUCAUGAGCAACGUCGAUGUCGAGUGCUUCCUCGUUUCUCUGAAAGCUGGUGGUGUGGCACUGAACCUCACCGAGGCAUCCCAUGUAUUCAUUGUCGAUCCCUGGUGGAACCCUGCAGCUGAAUGGCAGUCUGCCGACCGGUGCCACCGCAUCGGCCAGACCCGUCCGUGUACUAUCACGAGACUCUGCAUCGAGGACUCGGUUGAGAGCCGUAUGGUUCUGCUGCAGGAGAAGAAGACGAACAUGAUCAACUCGACAAUCAAUGCCGACGAUGCUGCCAUGGACUCGCUUAGCCCGGAGGACCUGCAAUUCCUGUUCCGCGGGACUUGAUAGCGUCUCGCUUGUGGCGAACUCGGCCGGGGGUUUCCUGCUUCUCUCACGCCUUUUGUUUUUGCUUUGUUCUCUUUGGUGCGAUUCUACGCUUCCGGCUCGCAAAACUGUAUUCGCGUCGUCGGGACGCUGAGAUGUUGGGAGCCGAUGGAUGGAAUACCAGAGAUACGCUGGGGCUAUGGAAUCGCGAUGGAUGGUAUAGAGACCGUCUUCGCGCCGCUGACUCGGUUAUGGUUGAACUUGAUCUGUGUUGGCGCCAGGGGACACAGAAACUGGGACACAGUAGCUGUGACUUUGCUGAGUUGCUUUUGCUGGCUGAUCAAGCUAUGUGUAUAUAGCAGAAGCUAUCGUAUCCCACCACGAACUGGAUGAUUUGCAAGAUUCUUCCAUCAAGCCAGUGGAAGUAAGUUGUCUCAGAUGCACUUCAACCCUGGUGUAUUC
Parathielavia appendiculata is the source of this 3827-nucleotide messenger RNA. RefSeq lists its product as uncharacterized. The record is from RefSeq and is a predicted model, not a curated record. The transcript has 3 exons. Lineage: Eukaryota; Fungi; Ascomycota; Sordariomycetes; Sordariales; Chaetomiaceae. Bases 354 to 3386 code for a protein of 1010 amino acids. Gene Ontology annotation, molecular function: ATP binding; metal ion binding; ATP-dependent chromatin remodeler activity. Gene Ontology annotation, biological process: nucleotide-excision repair. Gene Ontology annotation, cellular component: nucleus.